CCGCUGCUGAGAGUUCUACAUUUGCACGACUUUAAACAUGACUGAGGCAGAGUACUAUACAUUGUACAAGGGGGUCUAUUUGCCUACAAAAGUGCACCCUCCAGAGAGCCUUAAAUACUAUGAGGAGUUUACUUUUCGCCCGGAUGAUAUUCUCAUUGUCACAUAUCCCAAGUCAGGUACGACUUGGAUGCAGGAGAUUGUCCCUCUGAUCAUGAGUGGAGGAGAUCCAGCUUCUGUUGAGACUCUUCCUAACUGGGACCGUGUUCCCUGGCUGGAGGUGGGACAGUCCCGUACCCAUAAACAUGAAGAGAGGCCAUCUCCACGCAUGUUUGCUACACACUUCCAGUACAACAUGAUGCCACCAUCCUUCUUUGACGUUAAGCCAAAGGUCAUCUAUGUCAUGAGGAACCCCAAAGACGUGUUUACAUCGUCCUUCCAUUAUUAUGGAAUGAUCUCCUUUGUGGGCGACCAAGGCACACAGAGCGAGUUCCUCCACAAGUUCCUUGAUGGAAAAGUUAUGUUUGGCUCAUGGUUUGAUCAUGUAAAGGGCUGGCUGAAUGCUGAAGAUAAAGAGCGAAUAAUGUACAUCUCCUAUGAAGAAAUGAUAACGGACCUGAAGGAAUCUGUGGCCAGAAUGUCUCAGUUCUUGGAGAAAUCUCUGGACGCUCAGGUCAUCGAGAAGAUUGCAGAUCGAUGUGUGUUCAAGAACAUGAAGCAGAACAAAAUGUCAAACUACUCUCAAGUUCCUCGUGGAUUCAUGGACCAGACAAAGUCGGAAUUUCUCAGAAAAGGAAUCGCCGGAGACUGGAAAAACCAACUAACAGUGGCAGAAGUGAAGCACUUUGAUGCCGUUUACAAAGACAGAAUGAAAGAUUUCAAAUACAAGUUUCCAUGGGAUUAAACUAUGUGAACACAACCAAGAAUGAAAAAUGCAGAGAUUCUGUUGGUCGUUGUGGAUCACUUAAAAGUUUGGUUUGGUUCAGAAGAAAUUCAGGAUGCUGUCAAUUAACUGCCUUACUUCCAAUUGUAUUUCUUAUUCAUUCUUUAUUGUAUAACUUUCUCAUAAACAAACUGUUUUACUUGGUUUAAUUUAAUUGGCUAUUAACUUAAAUAAUAUGACCAAUGUAUUCAAUUGAUAUUUGUUCAAAAUUUAAAAUUUGAGUCGGAUUGGCCAAUCAGGUUCAUGCAAAAAACAUAGUAAACAAUCCCAGUUGUAAAAUAUUUAGAUUUAGUUCAGUUUGGUUUGAUACAUUUUUUCACAUUUUCCCAACACGUUAAUUAAUCUAUUUAUUGUAUGUUCCAUCAACCUGCCCAGGGACUAUGGGCGGAAAAUAGCAACUUGCUAAAACCUGGUGCAAUGCAUCUCUCCUUGUUUUAUACAGGGUUAAUGUUUUAUUGCGCACUGUCCCUGUUCAAAUAAAAAUAAAAAUUACAAAAU
This is a messenger RNA of Scomber scombrus (Atlantic mackerel), 1438 nucleotides long. Its product is annotated as sulfotransferase 2B1-like. Gene Ontology annotation, biological process: sulfation. Bases 38 to 901 code for a protein of 287 amino acids. NCBI's taxonomy places the organism in Eukaryota, Metazoa, Chordata, Actinopteri, Scombriformes, Scombridae. The record is from RefSeq and is a predicted model, not a curated record. Gene Ontology annotation, molecular function: sulfotransferase activity. Gene Ontology annotation, cellular component: cytoplasm. The transcript is spliced from 6 exons.